UCUACUCCACUCGUCUUCUUUUCUUUGUUUAAUCGAUUAUCACACCAGUGUUUUAAUGUCACGUCGAGAAAGACGCUUACCAAAAUGGAGAUAUCACAUCAAUUCCGUUGGGACCAAGUCCUGAUUUUGGCAGCGGUACUUAUGUCACCUGCAAUCACGGUGCUGUGUAAUGACAUCCUGGGUCUGAAGGUGGCAGGAGAUCCGGUUCUGACCCCUAACUCUGUCUGCCUGCGGCUGGCGGGCCUGAGCAAGCGUCAGAUUCGUCUGUGUGUGCAAAGCCCCGACGUGACGGCCUCUGCACUGCAGGGCAUCCAGGUGGCCAUCCACGAGUGCCAGCACCAGCUCAGAGACCAGCGGUGGAACUGUUCUACUCUGGAGAGCCACAGCAAGCUGCCUCAUCAGAGUGCCAUCCUCAACAGAGGCUUCAGGGAGAGUGCCUUCUCUCUGUCCCUGCUGGCAGCAGGUGUGGCCCACUCCGUGGCUUCCGCCUGCAGCCUAGGCAAGCUCCAGGGCUGCGGCUGCGAGGCCAAGCGUCGCCUGGACGACGAUAAAAUUCGCCUCAAACUUACCCAGCUGCAGCUGCAGACCCUCCAGAGGGGAGGAGCCAGAGUGGGCAUGGGAGGGGGUGGGAGAGGAGGCGCACACCCCCAGGAGAUCAGAGAUGUGCCAGCCAGCCUGCGUUCUGGUUCUACCCACCCCUCCUCCCUCCUCAAGCCCCUGCCAGAGGACCUCAGCCCCCUGCAGGAGACCUGGGAGUGGGGGGGCUGUAGCCAUGACGCCCGCUUCGGGGAGAGAUUCUCCAGGGAUUGGUUGGACUCCCGGGGCUCCCCACGGGAUAUCCACGCCCGCAUGAGGAUACACAACAACAGGGUUGGCCGACAGCUAGUGACUGACAACAUGAAGAGGAAGUGUAAAUGCCACGGCACGUCAGGCAGCUGCCAGUUCAAGACCUGCUGGUACGUGUCCCCAGAGUUCAGGCUUCUGGGGUCUCUGCUCAGGGACAAGUUCCUCUCCGCCAUCUUCAUUAACUCCCAGAACAAGAACAACGGGAUGUUCAACCCCCGGGUCGCAGCCGGGAAUGGUGCCUCAACUGGGGUCAGGAACGGGGCCGGCGGGGGUACUGGGUCUGGGGGCGCGGGGGGCCCUAACAAUGGGGGUCGGCGGAGGAGCAGUGUGUCACGUGAGCUGGUCUACUUUGAGAAGUCGCCAGACUUCUGUGAGCGGGAGCCGUCCCUGGACUCUCUGGGUACUCAGGGCCGUAUCUGCAACAAGACCAGCCACAGCAUGGACAGCUGCGGGUCGUUGUGCUGCGGGAGAGGACACAACAUCCUGAAGCAGACACGCAGUGAGAGGUGCCACUGCCACUUCCACUGGUGCUGCUACGUGCUCUGUGAGGAGUGCAGAGUCACUGAGUGGGUCAACGUCUGCAAGUAGAUGGGUAGACGACCUGCCAAGACUCCUGUAAGGACCCAUCCAAUGGGACGCAGCAUGGCACAGGAUCCACCCAUUGACUCUCUGAUGUACUAUGCACAAACCCACACAACCAAACCUUUCAUUUGGUAUAUGGGUAGACGAUCCACUUCAUCUACUAAGGCCUGACACUUAGUUACUUACUCCUCUUCAUGCAUUGGGACGCAUGGGCAUCCAAAAGAGAGACACCGUUUCUAGUCAGCAGGUUACUUGGUUAGCGUUCCCCAGGCGAGGCCACACUCUUUCAUGUCCUUCUUAACAGUCCUUCUCCAGGUUUCUCCUGGACAUAUCCAGGACACAGGAUGGCAAAAUCAAAAUCCACCCUUUAACUCUGUCCAAUAUACACACAUCCACCCAACCAAACCUUUCAUUUCAGUCUUGGUGUUUGUUUUUCUAUUUGCGUCGGCUGAAGUCUCCCACAGAAUCUGUUUAUCCCCCACUUCUCUGUCCUUUUUCUUUUUCCGUCAUCUGGGAUCUAUUUUCCCUUUGUUGCCUGUCAAAAUGCCAAGUCAGAGGUUGAAGACGAGGUGACUCAUGUCAUUUGUCUGUCUUUCCCCUGCAUGUUUAGAUGCAGCCCUUUCAGCCAUAAAAAUCUGAAUGCCCUGGACCCCAUCUGCUGUUCUGUUCUGUUCUCCCCUGCUCUCUACUCAGAAACAAAGAACAUCUCAGACAGCAGGAACACAUUAUUAUUUAAACUAAGUAAUGCCCUGGCUACUAUCACAGUGUACAGUUUUUGUGUACAUGAAAAAUGUAUAUUAAUGUUUGUGUGUGAACUUAUUUUGCCUUCCUUGCUUGGCAUCUGCUGUGUGGGACUAGUUUAUGAGAGGAACAUAUGAGUCCCAAUGUGUUGUUCUGCUCAGGAUGGUGAAGUUGAACUGAAGCUGUUAUAGUCAACAAAGCCUGAACACAACAGUGAGACGCUGGAAAACAGACAUGCCAUGAGUUCUGAUAUGGAGUAUGGUAAUGAACUCCAGAGGACAAUUAUACUCAUUGGAUAUUUUGCACCUAUGCCUCAAGACUACAGGGUUUAAAUUCUUUAAUGCCGGUUCUCCAUUACGAACUAAGAACUAAGAACUAAUGAAACAGAACUAAAGAGAACCAGGCAUGAUGGUUCCUCAACGUUUUUCCAUUACCGAUGGAAUCAGAACUAGAGUAACUAGGAAUCUAGUGAGGACAGUUUGUUCUGCCCAUUGAUUUUCUUGGAUCUGGAGAAGGAAAUCCAUGUUUGAGUCUUGGUUGAAGCAAUUUACCAUUGAUUGAUGGAAUGCUGUCGAUCCCUCUCCAAACUGAACUGCAGGUAAUUUAGGUAAUGCCUUAGAAUUGUAACAAUCAUUACCACAAACUGUAUUAUUGCUGUUUCUUUUGUUUUGUGAUGAUGUUUUUUUAGUGAAUCGAUAGAAUUAUUAUGUCACAAAUAUGCCUCUACUUAUUGUUGCGGCCGGAAUUCUCUCAUUCCAUUGUGCGAGCAGAGGUUAGGUGUCUGCAUGCCUGAAACGUUUCAAUGCUGUUAAAUGUGUAGGAAAGAGUGUACAAGUGUACACUUCGGGAGAAAGGUAGAGAAUUGGGACGCAUUGGAGUCUAUCAAACCCAGACACCGACAUGCUCUAUUCUCAUGACCCGGAUGAAUGAUGCUGAGGUGAAGUGUGGUGGGGUUGGAGGAUUGGAGGUAUAGGGCAUAAGUCUAUAGGCCUGCUCUACACUCCACACAGGAGAGAAGUGGUGAGACUCAUUUUAUGGCCGCUUCCUUCAUGCAGAGAGAGGUGGUUUUUAUGGCAGCAGGAUAUUGUUUCCUGAAAGAAUGACUUUUAUUACUAGAAGAGAGAGGGGCGAUUAUAACAGUCAGUCUCUCUGUAUUGUGUGUGUGUGUGUGUGUGUGAGCCUGGGAUCAUCUGUCCAGGGUUCACAGCCAAGGGAGACUCACUGCACCAUGUGAUGCUGCUACUGAAGACACUGUGUCCCUCUCUGUCUAAGUCAGAGACAGACAAAGAGAGAGACAGGGCUCUUGGGUGAUUUACACACUAAUCCCACAUACCGUCCAGUGCCUGGCUAGAUUAAAGAUAAGUACAUUCUUAGAUCCACACAUAUGAGGGAUAUACUCACUUGAUGGGAUCCAGCUUGAUCUUUGGGCGAUCCAGCUUGUCUUAGGUCUUCAAUUAUCAAUAUUACUUUGUUAGUGUGAACAUGAGUCCACUGAUUGAAACACCCUUUUGGUAGACUAAAAGUGACUGUGUGACUGUCCCAAUAUCUGGAUCAAGCGCGCUCGCCCUGGUAUUUAGUGAGAGAAUAGCAGAGAGGGGGAGACUGAGAGGGACUGGUAUGGGAUUGGAAUGAUAAGGGAUAACUCGAUCUCUGGUUUGCAUUUCUUCAUUCCUUUAUCAUUUCACCCUGGAGCUGCUGCUGCUGCUGCGAAGGGGAAUUUCCUGUCACCGUUUCUCCCCAUGUGUGAGACAGAGGUUGGACAGCCCUGGAUCGCUUUGUCUUCCUCUAUUCUCCUCGUCUCUCUCUCACCCUCUCUGUGUGUCAGUCUCUCAGUCUCUAUCUCUCUCC
This is a messenger RNA of Coregonus clupeaformis (lake whitefish), 4017 nucleotides long. Its product is annotated as protein Wnt-10b-like. NCBI's taxonomy places the organism in Eukaryota, Metazoa, Chordata, Actinopteri, Salmoniformes, Salmonidae. Gene Ontology annotation, cellular component: extracellular region. The coding region runs from base 85 to 1434 and encodes 449 amino acids. The transcript is spliced from 5 exons. The record is from RefSeq and is a predicted model, not a curated record. Gene Ontology annotation, biological process: neuron differentiation; canonical Wnt signaling pathway; cell fate commitment. Gene Ontology annotation, molecular function: frizzled binding; cytokine activity.